Messenger RNA from Hyalella azteca, 3609 nucleotides. It is a transcript of the gene Atx-1, whose product is annotated as helicase SRCAP. Gene Ontology annotation, molecular function: protein binding; RNA binding. NCBI's taxonomy places the organism in Eukaryota, Metazoa, Arthropoda, Malacostraca, Amphipoda, Hyalellidae. Gene Ontology annotation, biological process: regulation of DNA-templated transcription. The coding region runs from base 592 to 2667 and encodes 691 amino acids. The transcript is spliced from 3 exons. The record is from RefSeq and is a predicted model, not a curated record.
AUUGUCACGUAAAUUCCCCAUAAUUUUACUUGCGAAAGAAGUCAAAUUAAAUUGAAUAAAUAUCUGAAUUAUAAAUAAAUAAAUAAAUUAUAGUAACCUAUUGUCCCGAUUAAUGGCUCCAUGCGUGCGAUUAUCGAGGGUUGAUGAUCGGCCAUUGUGCACGAUUAUAACGAUUAUAACGUGAUAUGUCUGCUGUGAUGGAACAGUGAAGUGGUUAAUUGCAUGGUGAGAUGCUUGGGUUAAUCGCGGCUGAUUACUGAUAAUCAAGUGUUGGUUGGAAAUAAUUUAUCAUAUAACUAUUAUAUUUUUUGUGCUCUGUCGAUUACCGUGCAUGUAUUGCGAUGAUUAUAAUGAUUUGUGGUGAAGUUGCACGGGCGAUAAUCAAGUAACAGUGAAGAUAAUCGCGUGGCAGUGAAGAUAAUCGCGUGGCAGUGAAGAUAAUCGCGUGGCAGUGAAGAUAAUCGCGUGGCAGUGACGAUAAUCGCGUGGCAGUGACGAUAAUCGCGUGGACGGUGGUCGGGUGUGAGGCUGUCGUCGGACUGGACCCUCCGCCCCCACGGACGCCAGCACACCCUGCGCCCCACCCAGGAGAUGGUGGUGGGGGCGCGCGAGAUGACCGACAGUCGCCUGCACGCUAUGGCGGCGGCGCGGACGCUGCUGGAGGCGCUGCCCUACAAGAUGGACGUGGCCAGCGGGGGGCUGGAUGCCCUCAAGCAUCCUUACGACCACAACAAGAACGCCGUCGCUGAUCCUAAGGACAGCUUGGUUAGGAGCUUAACGCAUCCUACGACGUCGAGCGCGCACCUGCAGCCCUUCACUGCGCCGUGGCUCGCGGAGGUCGCCCGCAUCACCCCAGCCCGGGCCGAGCACUUGCCGUUUGCAGCUGCAUCCCAAGCUGCAUCUCAUUCGGCGUCGGCGAUACCUGAUUAUUAUUCACAUUUUUCUAACUUACCCACGCGAGCCGCGUACUAUAGUCACCCAAUGUUCGCGACCCCCUACCCAUACCUGAGGGAGUAUCAACCCCGACCUGCCCCAAUCCGUCCUCGCCCUAUCGUGGGUCCUCGACAUGCUGAUCAACCGUCUGUACAUUCCCCACCUAAUCCUAGUCAACUUAUACCUCAUUUAAGACCUCUUGGUCCUCCCCUUCUUCCUCCUCCUCCGCCACCCCCUCCUCCUCUUCCAGUACCUGAACCCGCGUCCUCUGAUCUAAGAGAACCCAGGCCAGAUUUACACUCUUCCCCUUUAUCCUCAUUCGAGGCUCAUUCCCGGAACCUCCACGGCGAACCAAGCCCUAAAAGAAGGAACACUCAAACCUCAUCAUUCCCCUUUCCUACGCCCGCUUCACGUACUCCUCUUCAAAGGCCCCCUAAAGGACCUCGGAUCGCAUCCCCUGAACCUCUUGGCAACUCCGCAACUUCAUCGGCGAAUUUCAGACCCCCUGUGGGAGUUUCUCCCAGAGCUUCCCCUCGAAAAUCACCGAAGAGGGACGAUGGAGAGGCCGCUGGGACUUACUACGCCCACUUUCAGAAGGGGGCGCUGGUGGCCGUGGGGUCUGAGGUGAGGCGGGUUGAGGACAUGAGGACUGAGGACUUCAUCAACGCCGCGGACGCUGCCGACGACCUCAAGCUGGACCCGCCAUUCGUGUCCAGCAUCGUCAUGGCGUCGUCUGGCGGCACCGCCACCAUCACCUUCAACUUCAUGUCUCGCAAUACUGAGAUGUCGGUGGAGCCCAGCGUCGACCAUCCUUUUUUUGUGCUGAACUUCGGUUGGUCUUCCUGCAACCCUCAGAAGACCUUCGACAAGUACGGCCUCAGUGUCAGACAGCUGCAAGUCGGCGAUCUCUGCGUCUCACUGACCAAAACCGUCGUUAAACCAAAGAAGAAAUCCGUUGUGGAUCCACAAAAACCGCAGCUGACCCAUCGGUCUCAACAACAGCAAUUAGGUGCACGGUCCCUUGAACCGUCCGGCACCAUGCCGUCUGGUACCAUACAGUCCGGUACCAUGCCGUCUGGUACCAUACAGUCCAGUACUGGUUCCAUGCCAUCUCCUUACUCUACGGUGACCACCUCCGCGACACCUUCGACUUCUGGAGUCCCUGGGACUACGUACGUUUCAACUCGUGGAUGUGGCCCGGGUUUGUUCCUGCCAUAUGCUGAGCAUCAAAGUACCUCUUCGUGUUCGGAACAUUCGGCAGGAACAUCUGCUCCGGAGUUCAGAGGCUCACCAGCGAUAAAAGAAGAGCUUGUUCCUUUUGACGCGAGGAAAAACACCGAAGUUACUGAACCUGAUGGAAGUCCCAUGAAUCUUUCUCGAGGGUCGGCAUCCAUUUACACAGCAGACCGUCCGGCCCUCUCUUCUAGGACAUCCCCCUCAUGUCUCCAGCAAAGCUCUUCGGGGAGUCCCGCUCCCCAACCGACUUCCCCCAGCCCAAAGACUCCAAAUGAUGCCAGGUGUCCCCAAAAACAUAGGACUGGCAGUCAGUCUCCUCCCUCAGGACUUCAUUCCCCCGUCCAAAAAAACUCUCCCCUCAUCCUGAAUAAGAGCCCCAGAACUCCUUCCCCGUCUAUAUCAGCUCCUUAUUCUUCCUCAUCUCCCAACUCUGAGGCCCCGUCGGACACGCCGCUCUGGCGACCUGCUGCCUCCUCCCCAGACCCUACCGCCACCUAGAGACUCUCGUGGACGUCUCAUGACGUCCUUACGCGUUACUGGACUUCCUUAUGCGUUACUGGACGUCCUUACGCGUUACUGGACGUCCUUACGCGUUACUGGACGUCCUUACCCGUUACUGGACGUCCUUACGCGUUACUGGACGUCCUUACCCGUUACUGGACGUCCUUACCCGUUACUGGACGUCCUUACCCGUUACUGGACGUCCUUACCCGUUACUGGACGUCCUUAUGCGUUACUGGACGUGCUUGUAAGUGUCUGAACAUCCCCAAACUUCUCUAAAACGUCCACUAAACAUCCCUCGUCUUCGUUUUCAUCAUCGCUGUUCAUCGCCUCGUGUCCGUGACCACGAGUCUUCGUAUUCCGAAACACAUCAUCCAGGUAGACCUCAGCCUUCCUGGUCACAAUCCCUGUCGUUGGAUAUCAUGAAGCUCAUCGUAUUUUCCAUGCUUUGUUAUGUCAUUAAACUUCUUUAUAUUUUUUACGAAGGUUUUUGUUGUACGUUGUGUAACUCGUGCACCCUAUAUGACUUAUCCAUGGAUGACGUUUAAAUGAGAUGAUGAUGUCGGUGUAUUUCAAAGCUUAAGCCCAAUUAUAUAUUCAAUAUCAACUUACUGUGUUUAUUUGAUCUUAACCAUGGAUUCUUCUGAUCGUUUUUAACCAAAAUUUAUAUAAAUAUUUCGAAUUUAAGUUAUUUCUUACUGGUAUUUUUUUAACUUGAUCCUUGUGUCGCUCUUGUACUCUAUAUUAAAAUAUUAUGGAAUUUUUGUAGCUGGCUGUCGAAACUUUAUUCUUUAUUAUACGUUAAAUAUCUUGAGUAAUCAUGGACGAUUUUUCGACGGCCUCCCGUGGACAAUUCGUGCCGGUUAUGUGACGGCCGUACACUCAAAGAACUGAGUGAGACAUUGUCCAAAUUUUUAUAAAUGUACCUUAUAGUGUGCC